AUGGAAAAGAUUGUCCUCUUUUUGUUGAGUUUUCCCAACAAAGUUUCAAAACUUUUGAAUCACAUUGGCAAAGGCCCCAAUUCGUUCCAUCAUAGGGCAACGAAAUCAUGUGAUGAUUUGAUGAAGCAAUCACAACAUGUUGAUACACUUAUGAAACGACAAACAUCAGAAGAAAUUAAGAAUAAUCGACGUAGACUUGGAGCAUCUAUUGAUUGUAUUAGAUGGUUGACUUUUCAAGGUUGCGCUUAUAGAGGCCAUGAUGAAAGCUCGAGUUCAUAUAAUCGAGGUAACUUUAUUGAAUUAUUAAAGUUUUUGGGUUCUUACAAUAGUAGUGUUCAGAAGCUUGUUUUGGAAAAUGCUCCUAGAUUUGCUAAAUAUACUUCAAGUGAUGUUCAGAAAGAAAUUCUACAUGUUCUUGCUACAAUGGUAAGAAACUCAAUUAGAAAGGAUAUUGGAGAUGCCAAAUUUUGUAUUAUCAUUGAUGAAGCUCGUGAUGAAUCUAAAGAAGAACAAAUGGCUAUUGUUUUGAGAUUUGUUGAUGUGGAUGGUUUUGUUCGUGAACGCUUCUUUGAUCUUGUACAUGUUAGUGAUACUACUGCUUUGACUUUGAAAAAAGAGUUGGUGUCUGUGCUUUCUAUUUAUAAUCUCCAAAUUGAAAAUAUUCGAGGUCAGGGGUAUGAUGGUGCUAGCAAUAUGAGAGGGGAAUGGAAUGGUUUACAAGCUUUAUUUCUUAAUGAUUGCCGACAAGCAUAUUAUGUCCAUUGUUUUGCUCAUAGAUUGCAGUUAGCACUAGUGGCUACUUCAAGGGAAGUACUUCAAAUUCAUGAGUUUUUCACACAAUUGAUUGCUAUUGUCAAUAUUGUUGGUGCAUCUUGCAAACGACAUGAUCAACUACAAGAAGCUCAAGAAAUUGAAAAUGCAAAAUUGAUUGCCAAUGAUGAGCUAGAAACAGGUCAAGGUGCAAAUCAAAUGGGCACUUUACAAAGAGAUGGAGAUACAAGAUGGAGUUCUCACUUUCAUUCUGUUUGUAGCUUGAUAAGAAUGUUUGCAGCUACUCAAACCGUUCUUAAUAACAUUAUUGACGAUGGUAUAACUUCUGCUCAAAGAAGUGAGGCUUAUGGCGUCAACAAAGUGUUAUUCUCGUUUAAAUUUGUUUUUUCGUUACAUUUGAUGAAGGAAAUUAUGGGGAUUACUAAUAUUUUGUGCCAAGCAUUACAACAAAAAUCUCAAAAGAUAUUUUGA
Molecule: messenger RNA, 1242 nt
Organism: Arachis duranensis
Lineage: Eukaryota; Viridiplantae; Streptophyta; Magnoliopsida; Fabales; Fabaceae
Exons: 1
Coding region: 1-1242 (413 amino acids)
Source: RefSeq, a predicted model, not a curated record